AUGCGCGACAUGCCGUCCCGAUUCAUCGAGAUUCUUGACCCCAGCGACGGCCACCCUCGCAUCUCCGACUCUGACGUGCGGCUGGAGGACGUCCUCGCGGACCAUGAAGCAUUUGUCACCCGACCGCGAUCCUCGACGCAGUCGUCGUCGAAAGCCACAACAUCCUCGUUCCCAACCGACGGGCCUCCAGCUGAAGACACCCGCAACUAUACAAUCUUUUAUCACGACGUUUGA
This is a messenger RNA of Aspergillus homomorphus CBS 101889, 234 nucleotides long. RefSeq lists its product as uncharacterized. NCBI's taxonomy places the organism in Eukaryota, Fungi, Ascomycota, Eurotiomycetes, Eurotiales, Aspergillaceae. Bases 1 to 234 code for a protein of 77 amino acids. The record is from RefSeq and is a predicted model, not a curated record. The transcript has 2 exons.